Messenger RNA from Chara braunii, 1356 nucleotides. NCBI's taxonomy places the organism in Eukaryota, Viridiplantae, Streptophyta, Charophyceae, Charales, Characeae. The record is from the annotation of a GenBank genome assembly.
CGCCAGCCCUGAGAAUGAUGAGGACACGUAUAGGGGCGAAGCUAUCUGGGUUUGAGAUGGAGCUGGUGAGGGAGAUACAACAUGGAGAUACAACCUUUCAUACUGAUGAUGACGUCUGGCUUGGAGAGGAUGAUGAGCAAGAUGAGGUGGAUGUGGUCAAUUACUUUGCAAAUCUUUGCGCAGUCUACGUGGAUGAGGUAAGUGGUCAUGAUGAGCAGGAUCAAGAAGACGUCGUAGGCUGCGAAACUGGCGAGCAGGAUGAUGAAGACUUCGUCGGCUACUUUGCAACCAUCAAUUUGGUAUGUGAGAAGUGUAAAUUUGAAAGUGAUCAUGGGGUCAGCGGUCAUGAUGACCACGAUCAAGAAGACAUCGCCGGCUGCGAAACUGGCGAGCAAGAUGAUGAAGACGUCAUCGGCUACUUUGCAACCAUUAAUUCGGCGGGUGGGAAGUGGAGUGGGGGCAGAUGUCAACAGUCAACGGCAAUAGCACCGACGACGUCAACAGCAUACACAAAAGUGAUUGCAGUAAAGACAACGACAAUAACAACUCCUGUUGCUGACGAUGACCCUCAGCCACAGCAGGCCACUGAUGACAGGGAAUAUGUUUCUCUUCAUGAGGCGGGCGAGUGGGGGGGGGAGGUAGGGCUGAUGGAUUCGAUGGUGGAGAUGGGAGAGAAUGACGUCAGCGACAACAACAACAACAACAACAACAACAACAACAACAACAACAACAACAAAGACGGCGGAAACAACAACAUGGUUGAGAUGGGAGAGAAAGACGACAUCGACCUCCUGCCUGUGGUGGGGUUGAAGACUACGGCUGAGAUGGACGAGAUGGGAAACGACAAUGACCUCUUGCCUGGGGUAGGGCUGAUGACUACGGCUGAGAUGAACGAGAUGGGAGAGGACAUCAACAACAACAACAACGACAACAAAAACAACGAUGACGAUGAAGACGGCGGCGGCGAUUAUGGCAGCAGCGGGGCAGGGAGCGAAGAUGGGGGUGGAGACCAUGGCAUUGGUGUUUGCGCAUCCAUGAUCGCCAUCAGCACGGCGGGAGAGAACAACAAUGGUGAUGACAAUAUCAACAACAACAACAACAACAACAACAACAACAACAACAACAACAACAACAACAACAACCACAACCACCACCACCACCACCACCACAACAACAACAACAACAAAAACAAAAACAAAAACAACAACAACAACAACAACAACAACAACAACAACAACAACAACAACCAGGGUUGUUGACCCCUGGGCCCGGGGCCCCGGCGGGGGUCCCGGGGGUCAGGGGUCAGCACCCCCGGCCCCGGGGCGGGGGGGGAGGAAAUCAAAAACAAAUCGAAAA